Molecule: messenger RNA, 1167 nt
Organism: Lactuca sativa (garden lettuce)
Lineage: Eukaryota; Viridiplantae; Streptophyta; Magnoliopsida; Asterales; Asteraceae
Product: ran-binding protein 1 homolog b
Biological process (GO): nucleocytoplasmic transport
Cellular component (GO): cytoplasm; nuclear pore
Molecular function (GO): GTPase activator activity
Source: RefSeq, a predicted model, not a curated record
AUUUUGCUUUGUUAAUAACAGGGCGUCUUUUCCGUCUGCUGCGUAACCCUGACGCCUCUCCAGCGUUUCCCAUAUAAACCCUUUCCCCGCCUUCGAUUUUCAUCCUAACAGACGCUCUCAGGUCUCAGCAUCUUCGAUCCUCAACUACAAUGGCUAUCAAUGAUCCUGAACACAGAGAGGAGGAGGAAGCCGCCGCCGAGGACGAAGACACCGGAGCGCAAGUUGCUCCGAUCGUCAGGCUUGAAGCUGUCGAGGUCAUUAACGGUGAAGAAGACGAGGAUGCAAUACUCGAUCUUAAGUCGAAGUUGUAUAGAUUCGACAAGGACGGGAAUCAGUGGAAAGAACGAGGCGCCGGAACCGUUAAGCUUCUAAAGCAUAAAGAAACUGGAAAAGUUCGUCUUGUUAUGCGUCAAUCAAAAACCCUAAAGAUCUGCGCCAAUCAUCUCGUUCUACCGACGACAUCGGUUCAAGAACACGCUGGCAAUGACAAGUCAUGCGUGUGGCAUGCUGCCGACUUUUCUGAUGGUGAACUUAAAGACGAACUUUUCUGCAUUAGAUUUGGAUCAGUUGAUAAUUGCAAAAAGUUCAUGGAAACAGUUGAAGAAGUGGCAGAGUCACAGCAUCCCGAGAAGGAGGAGAACAAAGAUGCCUCAGAUGCUGCUGGACUGCUGGAGAAUUUGACUGUUAAAGAUAAGACAGAAGAAGAAGGAAAAGAAGUCAAAGAGGCAUCUGCUGAUGCACCAAAGAAGGAGGAGAAAGAGCCUGAAAAGGCGGCAGAGUCAGAGGAUAAGAAGAAGGAAGAAUCUUCACCUGCUUCCUCAACUUAAGAUGUAGCCUUAUGAGAGGGUAAGUAUUCCUUCUUGAUCAAGUGUCCAGACAAAGAGAACUUUGAUGGGUGGUUUUAUAUUUGAAUUAGGUCUUUUGGGGUUUUGGUGAAAACAUUUGGUUUUGGUUUUGAUUUUGAUUUUGAUUUUGUCAUCAUAUUGCAUGUGUUUGUUUUGUGUCAUUGAUAUAGUUUGGUUUUGGUGGGUUUUUACGGAUGGUAUUAUUAGUGUACAUCUGUUUGAGGGAUAUGCUUGCAUGAGUUUGUGAUUUAAGUGUCGUAUAAAAACAUUUUAUCAUUUGUUACCUUGAUUUAAAACUUUUCAAUUUUGAUAUCUUUAAUCA